Molecule: messenger RNA, 402 nt
Organism: Bursaphelenchus okinawaensis
Lineage: Eukaryota; Metazoa; Nematoda; Chromadorea; Rhabditida; Aphelenchoididae
Source: the annotation of a GenBank genome assembly
AUGUUACCAUCAGAAGAUUCGAACACAUUAGGCUCAGAUGGUCAGCAGUCCAAUCGCUCUUUUAAUGGUACAGUAAACUCGACUAAUGGUAAAGCAUACUCGGUUACUGUACCAUCAACCCGAAGAUCAUAUACAACCACGACCAUAGUAACAUCGACCACAUUUACUCAGUCAUUUAUGACAAAAGCGGCGAUAGCACCAGUCUGGUCGGUGGGACUCGGCCUGGUACUACUGGUCGUGUGUGUGGGACUGAACAUUACCGCGGUGACGUUGUAUCUAUGUUACAGAAGGAAGAACGUUAGGAGGAGGGAUCCGCCUGUGAAUACGAUAAAGACAUCUACUCUACAUGCCUUUCCUCCACAGCAACAUCAUGGGCCUGUCAUGCAUUCCACCAUGGCAUGA